AGCCUUUUAAGCAUAAAAAGUUUAAAUCAAAUCCAUAAAAGAUUCAGAAACAGUUAAACGUCUCUUUACGUUGCAAAAGUAAUUGAAAAUCGGUAAAAAGUGUUGAAAUGUUUGCCUCUCCUCCAUUAAUCAUUUUACUUCUUCUUUUUGUUUAUAUCUGAGAAAGAAGAAAAGCUUAAGAUAAAUUGCUCUGUUUCCCCUUCAGGCUAAGAAUAAAGAUUCUUAGAUUGCUCUCUGUUGACUAGUUUGUGCGGUUGGAAAUUUGAAGGAGGAAUGUCUUUGGAAGAAAUUUCCAAUAUUCGAGACCUCGAGAGGGAAAAGCUAGAAAAGACAGCAGAAAGAAUACGAGAUGGGAUUUCAAGCAAUAACUUCCAGUUAGUUCUGAAAUACAAGGAAUAUAUGGCAAGUACUCUUGAGAAAUGGGAGGCUUUGCACCUUCAGGUGGCAAACCUUAGUGCUGUUAGUAUCAGCACUGGUCCCAUGAAACAGAUGCAUCAGGAAGUUUUAGAUAUUGCGUAUAAAGCAGACAUAGAAGCAGAAAAUUAUUAUAAUGAAUUAAAGAAAAAGAAAAAGGAAGAAAGGCAAGCUGAGAGAGCGCUUAGAAAUGCAGAAUUGAGGGCAGAGCAAGCCAAGAAAGAAGAGGAAGAAAAAGAAGCCAGUAAACCUAUUCUGAAAGAAUACUUUACAAAUGAAGUCAAAGAGAUUAACAAGAUAGUUCUUGACUAUGCACUCAAGAUUGAAAAUAAGAAAGUUCCCUGGACUGCAGAACCUUUUGCUUUAAUGACGGAAAUAAAGUAUAUUGAAGAACGAUUUGAAAAGGCUGUAAGGGCUUACAAUCAGUUUGUUUUCCUUAGCUCUGAUAAGUCGGAAAAUGAAAAAAUACGUGAGUUGAAAAACACAGAAGAAAGAAGCUACAGAAGAGAACUAAUGAAAAUUAAAUCAUUCGUAAAUACACAGAAUUUAAAUCCCCAAUCAAGAGCAAAGAUAAAUGCUUCUCUUCCCACCAGACUAAAUCAACAAGUACCAACAUUUUUGGGUCACACAUUUAGCGAUUCAAAAAUGGCGAAUGAAAAAGAAGUUCUGAAGUCUUUUGAGGAGAACAUCAUGUCAAUAUCGAUGGAUGACAGGCAUGUUUUAGUUGGGUUGGUCAAUGGAAAGGUUGGUUGCAUCUACUCAAACAACAAGAAGGAGAAAUUUGUAACAGAAGUAGCAAGUGUGCCCAUUACUGCUGUUCUCGCCGAUCCUCUUGAUACAGCAGGAAAAUCAUUGUUCUAUGCAGGAGACCAAAAAGGAUUUCUUCAUGUUUUGGGUGAGAAGGGGGAUUUGAUUAAUUCUCUUAAAGUAAGGGAUGGUCCAAUCUUUGCUAUUCAAGACGUAGAAGUAAAAAAGGUAUGGGUUUAUUCUGAUAAGGGAAGGUCUGUGGUGACUUUAGAAGGCACGGAGCUGAAGAUCAAGGCGAAUAAGAACUCUAAGUUCAGCAUGGACCUAGAUGCAAGGUUUCAUCAGACUAGAGACAAGGGAGACUUUGCUCUAGAGGAGUUUGAUGCUCGAGUUCCAGCUAGAAUCUAUGGAUGCCCAAGAGUUAUGCUUGAAGCUAGUGAUGAUACUGCCUACAUCAAUGUAUUUGCCUAUGCAACUGACAGUGAGACAUACAGAAGGGAACUGGUCGAAGACAGCAAGGCUCCAACUACUCUUGAAAUCACUGGCAAAGGUCAAUCCAAAAUAAGAACUAUUGAAAUGGGUUCUCCAGUCAAGCAAGUGCUGAACUGCUUUGUAAAGUCUAAGGACAUCAGAAAGGAUGCCAUGUACGUGUUAACUAAUGAUGACAAAAUCACAAAGUUUGUGGUAUCUGAGCUUUUGGAUGAUGAAAUUCCAGAUUCCAGUCUGACUAGGAAGCUGAUCUUUGAGGAGGUUACUUCAGAUGAAAAUGAGAUGGAUGACAUUGGUGAUAUCGAGACUUUCACCUGUAGAUUGGGAAUGCUCUGCUUUACGAUGCGAGAUUCUGACGAGGCGUUUGUUGUAGAGGAUAAAUUUUAAUUUAUGAAAUAAAAGAUCUUAUGUUUUUUGUUCUUUUAUCAUAAUCAAGAUGAUUUCAGAAAAUAUUGUACAUUAGCUUCAUUACUGGUUCAUAAUAAAUUGUUUUCGUAUUUA
Eurytemora carolleeae is the source of this 2151-nucleotide messenger RNA. RefSeq lists its product as uncharacterized. Bases 274 to 2037 code for a protein of 587 amino acids. Lineage: Eukaryota; Metazoa; Arthropoda; Copepoda; Calanoida; Temoridae. The record is from RefSeq and is a predicted model, not a curated record. The transcript has 5 exons.